GCUCGGCGGCCCCGCCCGCCGCUCUCGGGAUUUAAUUGCAGGGGCCGCUGGGCCGCGCGCUAUCCGGCCCUGCUGCGGCACCGCCGACAUGGCGUCCACCAGCCGUUUGGAUGUGCUUCCAAGGGUGACUUGCCCAAAUCAUCCAGAUUCCAUUUUAGUGGAGGAUUACAGAGCUGGUGAUAUGAUUUGUUCUGAGUGUGGGCUAGUAGUAGGUGACCGGGUCAUAGACGUGGGCUCGGAGUGGAGAACGUUCAGCAAUGACAAAGCCACCAAAGACCCAUCUCGAGUUGGGGACACCCAGAAUCCUUUGCUCAGUGAUGGUGACUUGAGUACAAUGAUUGGCAAGGGCACAGGUGCAGCAAGUUUUGAUGAAUUUGGGAAUUCAAAGUACCAAAAUCGCAGAACUAUGAGCAGCUCUGAUCGUGCGAUGAUGAAUGCUUUUAAAGAAAUUACAAACAUGGCAGACAGAAUCAACCUCCCUAGAAAUAUAGUUGAUCGAACAAAUAAUUUAUUCAAGCAAGUGUAUGAGCAAAAGAGCCUGAAGGGGAGAAGUAAUGAUGCUAUUGCUUCCGCUUGUCUCUACAUAGCCUGUAGGCAAGAGGGCGUUCCAAGAACAUUUAAAGAAAUAUGUGCCGUGUCCAGGAUUUCAAAGAAAGAAAUAGGCCGGUGUUUUAAACUUAUUUUGAAAGCUCUGGAAACCAGUGUUGAUUUGAUUACAACUGGAGACUUCAUGUCACGAUUCUGUUCUAACCUGGGUCUUCCCAAACAAGUACAAAUGGCAGCAACCCAUAUUGCCCGGAAAGCUGUGGAAUUAGAUUUGGUUCCUGGGAGAAGCCCUAUCUCUGUAGCAGCUGCAGCUAUUUACAUGGCAUCACAGGCUUCUUCAGAGAAAAGGACGCAAAAAGAAAUUGGUGAUAUUGCUGGUGUGGCUGAUGUUACGAUUAGACAGUCAUACAGGCUGAUCUAUCCUCGAGCUCCAGAUCUUUUCCCAGCAGACUUCAAGUUUGAUACCCCAGUAGACAAACUACCACAGCUGUGAGAUUGCAGAGGGUUAAUUUCUGUUAACCCCCCCAAAAAAAACCCAACAAAAACAAACUCUUUAUUUUUGCCUAUAAUAAAGGAUGUACAAAGUGUUAA
This is a messenger RNA of Melospiza melodia melodia, 1137 nucleotides long. RefSeq names its product general transcription factor IIB (gene GTF2B). NCBI's taxonomy places the organism in Eukaryota, Metazoa, Chordata, Aves, Passeriformes, Passerellidae. The record is from RefSeq and is a predicted model, not a curated record. Gene Ontology annotation, biological process: protein acetylation; RNA polymerase II preinitiation complex assembly; transcription initiation at RNA polymerase II promoter. Bases 89 to 1039 code for a protein of 316 amino acids. Gene Ontology annotation, cellular component: nucleus; transcription preinitiation complex. Gene Ontology annotation, molecular function: TBP-class protein binding; RNA polymerase II core promoter sequence-specific DNA binding; RNA polymerase II general transcription initiation factor activity. The transcript has 7 exons.